AUGAGUUGCGUAGGCGACAAACGUAUAGCCUGGGGCAUACACGAAGAAGAGAAUGCGUCGUCGAUUGAGAAUAGGGCCCUGAUCCUGCUUCAGGCUGAAAACGACUACGCAAAACAAGCGACGACGCUUAUUAACCGUGCGCUCCGUCUCAUGCACCUACUCCUAAAUCACCAUGCCGCUCUGCAAUCGUUCAGCAACUCCCUCAGCGAAAUGCUGGAGAUCGCUACAACUACCCUCAAUCAGCUCCAGCAGACAGCUGGGCCCAGCUCGACUCUUAAGGAAACACCAAGGCCCCCCACAAACGCGACAUCCUCUGUUCCUCCACAGCCACACAAUGAAACACUUAAGCCCAUUGAGCAGGACAACUCGACAUUCGAUAACAAGUUGGCGAAAUUCGCAUACCGACUAAACGACAAAUUCCCGAAAGUCACUGAACAACAGCUUCUGGAAGCCCUGGGCAAGCUGCAAGCCCGGGAGAUCGACCACGUCGUCGUCAUGCUCGUGUGGAUGGCCAAGGGUUCACAACACGGCUCUAGCUACGACGAUGUCAUUGGCACCGAACAAGAUCCGAUGAUGAGAGCUUCGAAAGACGCCGACUUUGAUGUAAAGCAGUACGUAAUGAGCCGCGAAGACUACGGUUGA
This is a messenger RNA of Alternaria incomplexa, 642 nucleotides long. RefSeq lists its product as uncharacterized. NCBI's taxonomy places the organism in Eukaryota, Fungi, Ascomycota, Dothideomycetes, Pleosporales, Pleosporaceae. The coding region runs from base 1 to 642 and encodes 213 amino acids. The record is from RefSeq and is a predicted model, not a curated record. The transcript is spliced from 2 exons.